CCUGGGGAUGGAACGGACCGCAUCUUCACUCACCCAGCCCACACGCAUGUCAUGGACCCGUUCCACGGCAUGCUCAUCGCGGCGGCCAUCCUCGUGCUCUUCCUCAUCUUCGUCGCCUUCCCGCUCAGCUUCUUCCUCCGCUACUACUUCAGCACCGGCGUCCCCGAGGUGCCCGCGCCGAGGGGCGUCGGCCCGGAGCUGCUGGGCUCGCUGCCGGUCACGGUGUACCGCACGGCGGACCACGUCGGGGUGGUGGAGUGCGCGGUGUGCCUGGCCGGGCUCCAGGACGGGGAGCAGGCGAGGUUCCUGCCCUGCUGCGGCCACGGGUUCCACGCCGGGUGCAUCGGCGUGUGGCUGGCGUCCCGCUCCACCUGCCCGCUCUGCCGGGUCACCGUCGUCGGCAAGCUUCCGGACGCGCUUACAUCGACGAGUCUCCCUCCCACACCGCAGGAGCCCGCGAAUUACGCCGGGAACCUGCCGGCGAGUGUGCUGAACUGCUGAUGCUCGGGGUUUCAGACCAGGCCACGCGCCGCGCGGUGACCGUGACCUCUGAUGAAGAGGCCGCUUCGCCCUUGCAACGGCAGCGGUGCCGGUGAUUGAUAUUCCGGGGUCAAGUCAAGGAUGGUGGCGCGACGAGUCCAAGUCUCCGGGCAUGUUCAAGAGGCUGUGGAGCUUCGAUCGGGAGGCAAGAACCGUCGGCGUCCACUACGGCUUGCUCCGGCAGCAGUGGCAUCGGAACAGGCAGCAGAUGUAGAGCGGGUACCAUCACCUGUGCUGUGCAUGCAACCCCGAGAGCUCCGGUGUAGGUGAAGCAUAGAGCCGGAAUUGUCGCCGGAUGUGCCGCCCAGAGAUCAACUCCAAUGCCGGAAAAAAAUUAUACGAGACCAGGUCUCACGGUUAGCAGGAUGCUUUGUGAUUUAUGAAUGCCACGUGUCAUCCAUUAGAAUGGGUCUCGCGUGAGACCUGGUCUCAUAGAAUUUUUUUCCCUUCAAUGCCCAAGCUCUGCACAUUUUUGCAUGCUGGUAUAUAUAGGACAUAGAUAUUCUUUUAAAGAUUCAGUAACAGAUAUAUACGCUAUUCUCUGAUAGAUACUCGCCUAAGCAGCAAAUUUGUAAAAGUUAUUCUUCCAGCCCAAGAAUUAGUAGUUCCAUGCGUGUGUAUGAUCGUUUUA
Messenger RNA from Triticum urartu, 1171 nucleotides. Lineage: Eukaryota; Viridiplantae; Streptophyta; Magnoliopsida; Poales; Poaceae. The record is from RefSeq and is a predicted model, not a curated record.